CGCACUGGAUGUCAGUCUGGUGUGUAGUGGUGGUGUACCUCGGAAUAAAAUUGUAGCAGACGUAAUCGAAAGUUUGUCUCUCGUGAGUUAUUGCUGUAAAUUAACAGAAUGCUGGUGCGUGACAGGAUUUUUCGUGUUCUGAUAUUUCUAAAAUUGUGUUGUUUAGUAUGUUGCUAUAAAUCGGACAUCAUGAUCACUGAUGAGGGUAUUGUUACGCGCGAUCACAAUUCAAUAUUGAAAGUUAAUAGAAGCAAUGGAAUUUCACGAAAUGUGGAUAAUUUGCUGAAAGAGUGUGAAGACUACUGGGUUUGCUUUACACACAGAAUGUUAAAUAACAUAAGCGAUAUAAUGAAGACAAAUAAUUUUCAUUUGACAGAAAGUAUUUCCUUAAAUCGUAUACCGGUACACAGAAACAAAAUGGAGAAUGAAAUUAUGUCUGUUUACGACGAACAGAAAAAGUUAAUAGCAAGUGCAGGUAAAGGCUAUGGACAGCUGACGGCGGCCCUUAUAAACAGUACACUAAAACUUUUUAGAACACAUUUUUUAACGUGGAACGUACUACCUGGAGUGAGUCUUAGGGUUUACCGAAACCUGGAACAUGAUGGUGCUUUGGACGCUGCAGUGGAACUUCAAGAAAGCAAACAAGGAAGUCGGACGUUCGGAGCACGACGUAGGAUUAUGAUGGCUCUACUGCCCAUGAUGUACAAGAUGGGAGUUAUGACAACAAUGCUUGGUGGCCUCAUAAUUCUGGCACUUAAGGGCCUCACAAUUGGUGUCAUUCUACUCCUGCUUGGAUUUGGAAACUUCUUCCAUAAAUUUAAGAGUCAGGGACCUCCUUGGUAUCCUCAUCACCCAACCGAUAUCCAUGUUCAUGUCCAUACAGAUGGACAUAAACAAGCAUAUAGUGGCUGGCACUAUGGCCCUGUGUCAGCAGAUCAUUCAGAAGUGUACGGAGAAUAACUUUCUUAUGUCAAAAAGUGAUGCCAUGUGAGUGACUUUAAACAAAGUUUGAAAAAAAAAGAAAAAGAAAAAAAUAU
Messenger RNA from Schistocerca serialis cubense, 1037 nucleotides. RefSeq lists its product as uncharacterized. Bases 109 to 960 code for a protein of 283 amino acids. NCBI's taxonomy places the organism in Eukaryota, Metazoa, Arthropoda, Insecta, Orthoptera, Acrididae. The transcript is spliced from 2 exons. The record is from RefSeq and is a predicted model, not a curated record.